Anoplopoma fimbria (sablefish) is the source of this 888-nucleotide messenger RNA. RefSeq names its product claudin-8-like. Gene Ontology annotation, molecular function: structural molecule activity. Lineage: Eukaryota; Metazoa; Chordata; Actinopteri; Perciformes; Anoplopomatidae. The transcript has a single exon. Gene Ontology annotation, biological process: cell adhesion; bicellular tight junction assembly. The coding region runs from base 1 to 888 and encodes 295 amino acids. Gene Ontology annotation, cellular component: bicellular tight junction; plasma membrane. The record is from RefSeq and is a predicted model, not a curated record.
AUGGCCUCUUACGCUGCUUACAGUGGCGCUUACAGUGGCUACACCAAGCCACCUCAAUCGUAUGCAGGCUCUUACUACGAUGAGAAGCAAGCCAAGACAUAUGCAGAUUAUCAAGACUCUCUAAAUGAUGAAAAAAAGAGAAUUGAGAAGAAGGACCGCCAGGACGCCAUCUGCUGUGAGGUAGUGGCCCUCAUCAUCGGUUUCAUUGGACUUAUCGGAGUGGCAGCCGUGACAGGCCUGCCGAUGUGGAAGGUAACAGCCUUCAUUGAGGAGAACAUCAUUGUCAUGGAGACUCGCUGGGAGGGCUUGUGGAUGAACUGCUACAGACAAGCUAACAUCCGGAUGCAGUGCAAGGUUUAUGAUUCCCUGCUGUUUCUGCCCCCAGACCUUCAGGCUGCUAGGGGUUUGAUGUGUAGCUCUGUGGCCCUGUCCACCUUCGCCCUCAUUGUCUCAGCAGUGGGGAUGAAGUGUACUAAAGUGGUUGACCAUCGGGCUCGCACCAAGCAUGUUGUUCUUGUUGCUGGAGGCUGUCUGUUCCUCUUGGCCUGCCUCACUAUCAUAAUCCCUGUGUCCUGGACCGGCCAUGUCAUCAUCAGGGACUUCUACAACCCUCUGCUGAUCGAUGCCCAGCGCAGGGAGCUUGGGGAGGCUCUUUACAUCGGCUGGGUGACCUCAGCUUUGCUUUUCACUGCCGGAGUGAUCCUGCUGUGCCGUCAUGCUCCCCGCACGCAGGAAUCAGAUGAGCGGGUUGUAUACAACCAGGAUGGAAAUCUCUACCAACCUGCAUACGCAUACCAGCCGUAUACGUACCAGCCAGCGUACACCUACCAGCCUGCCUACUCAGCACCCCCACCAGGAUCUGUAGCAUAUACACCAAGUCAGUACUAG